Xiphias gladius (swordfish) is the source of this 1998-nucleotide messenger RNA. Its product is annotated as guanine nucleotide-binding protein G(olf) subunit alpha-like. The transcript has 12 exons. The record is from RefSeq and is a predicted model, not a curated record. NCBI's taxonomy places the organism in Eukaryota, Metazoa, Chordata, Actinopteri, Istiophoriformes, Xiphiidae. Bases 251 to 1306 code for a protein of 351 amino acids. Gene Ontology annotation, molecular function: GTP binding; G protein-coupled receptor binding; GTPase activity. Gene Ontology annotation, biological process: adenylate cyclase-modulating G protein-coupled receptor signaling pathway. Gene Ontology annotation, cellular component: heterotrimeric G-protein complex.
GCAGCUCAGGUGUUUCUCUCCUCGCUGUUUAACAGAAGAAAGAAAACCACCGGGAGAACUGGUUCUGUUUCUGGACUGGACCUGAGCUGGACUGCUCGAGGACAGACAGGCGAUGCUGAUUAAUUGAGGAGCUGCUGUUACUGUUUUUCUUUUUUUCUUGUUGGACUUUGAUGGAGGGGCAGAAAGACGGACUGAUCAGGACCUGCUGAGACGUGACGGGUCGGUGAUCACCAACAGCUCAACAGUUGAGAUGGGCUGUCUGGGAGGGAAGACGGAGGAAGAACGACUGGAUGAAAAAGCAAAGAGAGAAGCCAACAAGAAGAUCGAGAAACAGCUGCAGAAAGAGAGACAGGCUUAUAAAGCUACACACAGACUGUUACUGCUGGGUGCAGGAGAAUCAGGUAAAAGCACCAUAGUGAAACAGAUGAGGAUUCUUCAUGUAGAUGGCUUCAACGCUGAGCAGAAGGAAACAAACCUCCAUCACUAUGGCGGCCGUGCAGGGUUUCACCUUUUCUAUGGCUUUACCAAGAAACCUGUCCGUCAGAGUCCUGAGGAGUUCUUUGAGCAUGCUCAGAAGCUGUGGGAGGACGAUGGUGUGAAGGCGUGUUUCGAACGCGCCAACGAAUAUCAGCUGAUCGACUGUGCUCAGUACUUCCUGGACAAGUUGGACUCAGUCAGGAGGACGGACUACACACCUACUGACCAGGAUUUGUUGCGUUGCAGAGUUUUGACUUCAGGGAUUUUUGAAACCAGGUUUCAGGUGGACAAGGUCAACUUCCAUAUGUUUGAUGUAGGAGGUCAGAGGGAUGAACGGAGGAAGUGGAUUCAGUGUUUCAACGAUGUGACGGCCAUCAUCUUCGUAGCAGCCAGCAGCAGCUACAACAUGGUGAUCAGAGAAGACAACUCCACCAAUCGGCUACGAGAAUCUCUGGACCUGUUCAGAUCCAUCUGGACCAACAGGUUUCUGAAGACCAUCUCGGUGAUCUUGUUCCUGAACAAACAGGACAUGCUGGCUGAAAAGAUUCUUGCUGGAAAAUCUAAACUGGAGGAUUAUUUCCCUGAAUACAAAAACUACCAAGUAGCUGUUGAUGCUGUUCCAGAUGCUGAUGAAGACCCCAGAGUGACCCGAGCCAAGUUCUUCAUCAGAGACGAGUUUCUGAGGAUCAGCACGGCAAGCGGCGAUGGGAAACAUUACUGUUAUCCUCACUUCACCUGCGCCAUUGACACAGAGAACAUCCGCCGCGUCUUCAACGACUGUCGUGACAUCAUCCAGCGCAUGCACCUGCGGCAGUAUGAGCUGCUCUGAUUGGCAACUGGGAGCUCACCUGGCUCUGCCGCCCUCUUGGACAGAGACAAGCAGCUGAUCUAGAGUCUAAUCCGAUAUCUAAUCAAUGCGGAUAGCUGAUCAAUACUUAUAGAUCGUGACAUAUUUAUACCUUUUAUGAUCCGUUAUAUCACAGACAUUUAUCAAACGCUAUCAUCAGUUCAAAUGGACUGUGAUGGAUUAUUGAUUAGGACAGAUUGAAAGUACCUGUACCUUUUUUUUUUUUUUUUUUUGUACCUCUGCCUGAUGCAAGGGAUUGUGGGUAGUGUAGUUCUGAUGUUGCAAGGGAGCACAGUAUGUGGUUUAACUGCCGUUGCCACAGCAACAGUCUGAUAUGGGAGGAGACGGAGUUUGGAAAAGUAGUUUAGGCUUUUAGAAAACCUAAAAAAAAAAAGGAAUCGAAAUAUAUUUUUUCAUGUCUCUGAACUUAGAGUAUAUUAUUAUUCUUUUCCCUGAAUGUUUCAGACUCUCAUGUCAGUUCCUGUCCUUUCAAGAGUUAGCAGCUAGACUUGAUCUAGGAAGAUUUUUUAAAUUUCUUCAAAAUCAAACAUCUAAGAAACUGAACACCUCCUUUCCUCAUUGUAAAACAGUGAUAUUAAAGAGUUUUAAUGUCAAAGUUUUGAUUUGCUGUUACUCAGUUGAAUGGACAAUAGAUCACUUACCCUAACAACAAU